Messenger RNA from Dioscorea cayenensis subsp. rotundata (Guinea yam), 820 nucleotides. RefSeq names its product vacuolar protein sorting-associated protein 52 A-like. Gene Ontology annotation, cellular component: GARP complex. Gene Ontology annotation, molecular function: syntaxin binding. The transcript has 9 exons. The record is from RefSeq and is a predicted model, not a curated record. Lineage: Eukaryota; Viridiplantae; Streptophyta; Magnoliopsida; Dioscoreales; Dioscoreaceae. Gene Ontology annotation, biological process: endocytic recycling; Golgi to vacuole transport; retrograde transport, endosome to Golgi. The annotation marks the transcript as partial.
CCUUCUUGUCACACGGCCGCACCCUAACGGGAUCUCUCACUGUCUAGAUCGAUCAAUUUUGUUUAUGGAUGACUCUACUGUGGAUAUGCAAAGCAACCAGAGACAAGCAAUUGAUCUAAGCAUGUUUCUUGGGGAUUUAGCUUUAGAUGAGGGUGCCAGCCGUGAUGAUGUGUCCGUAGAGGUGCCACAAGAGGAACCAGAAGAAUGCAAAAAUGAAGAUGCAGAAUCAAAAUUGACAGAAUUUGUUGACGAUAUUAUUGUUCCACCAAGAAUGGUUGAUAUAAUUGUUGAUGGAGAGGUCAAUGAAGAGUACUUAAAGACUCUAGAGGCAUUAAGCAAAAGGUUGAAAUUUGAUGAAGUUGAUUCCAUCUUCAAGACAUCAAAAGCUCUUAAAGAUGUUCAGUCGCAACUGGAAAGGCUUCGGCAAAAAGCAGUCUCAAAGGUAUUUGAAUUCAUUGUGCAAAAACUAUAUGCCUUGAGAAAGCCAAAAACAAACAUUCAGUUCCUGCAGCAGAGUGUUCUUCUCAAGUAUAAGUAUUCAAUUAUUUUUUUAAAAGAGCAUGGUAGCGAGAAAUAUAAUGAGGUUAGAGCAGCAUAUAUCGACACAAUGGACAAGAUCAUAAGUGCUCAUGUUCAUGCAUACAUACAAGCAAUGGAAAAAUUACAGCUGGAUUUAGCGACAUCAAGUGAUUUGAUUGGAGUUGAGACCAAGAGCACAGGACUCUUCUUAAGAGGAAAAGAACCUUCGAAGAAUCAUUCAUCUGUUUUUGCUCUGGGGGAUAGGAUUAAUAUUCUAAAGGAAAUUGAUCAGCCAUCAUUG